This is a messenger RNA of Fibroporia radiculosa, 1641 nucleotides long. RefSeq lists its product as uncharacterized. NCBI's taxonomy places the organism in Eukaryota, Fungi, Basidiomycota, Agaricomycetes, Polyporales, Fibroporiaceae. The transcript is spliced from 14 exons. The record is from RefSeq and is a predicted model, not a curated record. Bases 1 to 1641 code for a protein of 546 amino acids. Gene Ontology annotation, molecular function: monooxygenase activity; iron ion binding; heme binding.
AUGUCUCUACUCCCUUAUCCCACUUUGUUCCUACUCCUCGGAAUCGCCAUACCUUUUUGCGUAGGAUGGAAGAUAGCCUCCAUUUUACUCGCACCAUACUUGACUGCUUUGCGCGACCUUCCCGGCCCCCCUAGUUCCAGCUGGCUUUACGGCAGCAUGAAGGAAAUGAAACAUGCCGACUUUGCUGCUAUCCACGAAGAUUGGGUUGCCAAGUAUGGCAAGACUUUCAAAUACAAGGAGUGGAUGAAUUUUGAUAGGCUUUAUACUAUCGACACGAGAGCUCUUGGUCAUAUUCUGAGUCACUCGAAUGAUUUCCCCAAGCAAGCAGUUGGACUUUUUUUCCUGUCUCAGGUUGUGGGCUCAGGUCUUCUCAUUGUGGGAGGCGAGCAGCAUCGUCGGCAGCGAAGGGUAUUGAACCCGGCAUUUGGUCCAGCUCAGAUCCGGGAACUGACGAGUAUUUUUGUGGAGAAGGCCCAUCAACUUCGUGAUGUCUGGAAUGCAGAUAUAAACGGAGAUGGCGAGCCCCAUCGGGUUGAAGUCCUCAGCGGGCUCAGCAAAAUGACGUUGGAUGUGAUCGGAUUAGCUGGUUUUAAUUACCAUUUUGACGCAUUGAACCCCCAUGGACAGAAGAACGAGCUGAACGAGGCGUUCACUGUCAUGUUUCGGACACUGUCGGGUUUCAACUUAGGUCUCUUGCGCAUACUUAAAGGCUACUUUCCCCUCUUGCGUCUCAUUCCUGACAAGUACACUAGACGCAUCGAUGCAGCCCAAAGCGUCAUGCGGCGCAUCGGCAUGGAACUCAUAACUGAAAAGAAAGCAGAGCUCGCCAAAGCGGCUGAGACAGGCGUAAAGGGGGAACACCUGAAGAGUCGCGACCUGUUGACGUUGCUCCUCAAGGCAAAUAUGAGCGAAGACGUCCCGUUGAACCAAAGACUGUCGGAUGACGAGGUUCUUGCUCAGGUACCGACGUUUCUCGUAGCGGGCCAUGAGACCACUAGCAAUGCAACCGCGUGGUGCCUAUUUGCCCUCGCGCAUUCCCCAGAGGUCCAGCAGAGGCUGCGCGAAGAGCUGUUCAGUUUGCUGUCGGAAAAUCCUUCCAUGGAUGAGCUGAACGAGCUCCCUUAUCUCGACGCAGUCAUCCGCGAGACCAUGCGCGUGCAUGCACCUGUCCCUUCCACAAGCAGAAUUGCAGCACAAGAUGAUGUGAUCCCCUUAGAAACGCCGGUUGUAGAUGUGAACGGACAAGUGCACAAUACUCUAAAGGUCAGCAAGGGCAAUAUCAUACAGAUCCCGAUUCUUGUCUUGAAUAGAUCGAAGGAGCUCUGGGGUGAAGAUGCGCACGAAUUCAAGCCAGAACGUUGGAUUACCGGCAUCCCCGACAGCGCCAAACACAUUCCUGGUGUAUGGGGGCACAUGCUCAGCUUCCUGGGUGGUCCCCGCGCAUGCAUUGGCUAUCGGUUCUCUCUCAUCGAAAUGAAAGCAUUGAUUUUCUCUUUGAUUAGAGCAUUCGAGUUUCAACCAGCUGUGCCAUAUGAGGCGAUCACGAGGAAGCUCGCGAUCGUCCAGCGUCCGUAUGUCCGUGGCGAGAUGGAGAAGGGAAGCCAGCUGCCGUUACUGAUCAGACGUUAUCAGCGAACGUAA